This is a messenger RNA of Xiphophorus maculatus (southern platyfish), 1217 nucleotides long. Its product is annotated as high affinity immunoglobulin gamma Fc receptor I-like. Gene Ontology annotation, molecular function: transmembrane signaling receptor activity. The transcript has 6 exons. The coding region runs from base 220 to 771 and encodes 183 amino acids. Lineage: Eukaryota; Metazoa; Chordata; Actinopteri; Cyprinodontiformes; Poeciliidae. Gene Ontology annotation, biological process: cell surface receptor signaling pathway. The record is from RefSeq and is a predicted model, not a curated record.
AAUAAAAUUUUAAAGGAAAUCAGAGUUCUGGCCUCAUUGCUGAGCUCUACUGGGGUCAAAGCUGAUCUGACUGUGAGUCCCAGCAGAUCUCAGUUCUUUGAAUAUGAAUCAGUGACUCUGAUCUGUGAGGAUGGAUGGACUGUGAGGAGAAACACAACCAAAGGAACCAGGACUGAGUGUAAAGAUGGAUGGGGAGAAGCUGAUGGUUCUACCUGUAACAUGACCUUCAUGCACCCAUCAGAUACUGGUCUGUACUGGUGUGAGUCCAUGUCUGGAUCCUCCAGCAGCAGCAGCAGCAUCCAGCUCUCUGUCUCUGGUGGAUCAGUGAUCCUGCAGAGUCCUGUCCUCCCUGUGAUGGAGGGAGAUGACGUCACUCUGAGCUGCAGAGCAAAGAAUCCAACCCACAACCUCCCAGCUGCUUUCUAUAAAGAUGGCUCCUUCAUUGGUGAUGGACCAUCAGGUCACAUGACCCUCCUCCAUGUUUCCAGCUCUGAUGAAGGCCUCUAUAAAUGUAAUGUCAAAGGUCAUGGAGAGUCUCCAUCCAGCAGGAUCUCUGUCAAAGAGAAACCAUCAACCAGAUCAUCUUCAUCUUCCUCCCAGUUUCUCCUCUCUGGUCUCUCGUCUCUAUCAGCUGGUGUUGUUCUGGUUCUACUGGUUCUACUGGUUCUACUGGUCAAACGUCACAUUAACAGGAAAUCUAAAGCUCUGAGGCGGCGCUGCUUCACUACUGUUCUGUACGCCACCAUGACAGAAGAAGAAGAAAAACUUUGAUGCUGAAACUCCUGGAGACAGAAAAUGUUGUUGAUGUGAAACUGGACCCACUGACAACAGGAAGAAAACAUCAGUUCUGUUACUCAGAGAGUUUCUUUAAUAAACUGGAAACAUUAGAAAGUUGUUCAUUCAGAACAAUCUGAUUUAUGAUUCUUACAAUAAAUUAAUGCAGGAGAAUAAAAUAAACUCCAGAAAAAUGUUCACCUGUCCAUCUGAAUAUGUUUGAGUUUUUUCUCUGUAAGCCUCAUGAAUGUAUUUAAUGUUUCAUUCUCAGUUUUCAGUCUCAUGUUUUCAGAAACUGUUUUUAUUUGAAAUGUCUGAAUGUUAAAACCUCAGCAGCUCCAUUGUUUCUCUGCAGCUUCAGCCUGUUGAACCUGCAGCUCUGCAGCUUGUUGCUAACAAACAUGAUGAUCCUGUCUGUCUGUCUGUCUGUCUGUCUGUCUGUC